Poecilia latipinna (sailfin molly) is the source of this 1380-nucleotide messenger RNA. RefSeq names its product chromosome unknown C6orf62 homolog (gene cunh6orf62). The transcript has 5 exons. The coding region runs from base 536 to 1228 and encodes 230 amino acids. The record is from RefSeq and is a predicted model, not a curated record. Lineage: Eukaryota; Metazoa; Chordata; Actinopteri; Cyprinodontiformes; Poeciliidae.
GAUCAGGGACUUUGAGAUGACCCAGUUAAUAGAAUAUCGGUCUGCUCGCUGUAGUUCACAAUCUCACUAGCAAACAAACAAACAAAAAAAAUGUCACCAAUAUGUGUUUUGUUUUGUAGCAGCCUUUUCUAUUAGUUUCAGUUAUCAUUUCUAAAAGAGAGCCACAUUUGAGUUGUUGUUUUUUUGAAAUCUGUUGUACUCAUUUCAGUGGCAGUUGGAAAAAAAAAAGUUAAUUUGGCUUUGAGGCCAUGUCUUAAAACAUGGGUUUUUGAUCAGGUAUAAAGGCAAUGGAGUCUUAGCCUGUUGAGCAUUCCCCUUCUCAAAACUGCCUUUUUACAACAACCAAAUAUUGAAAUGACUUAGUUUAAAAUCUGAUUUGUUGGUCUUUUAAGUUCAUAGUGGUUAGAGGACCUAGUUUUAGAGAUUUUUUUAUUGCAUUGUCAGCUCCAUCCUUUCUUAAAAGUAUAGAAUAAAUAGACAGUGUCGCUAAAGUACAUCACACGAGAGGAAGAGACACUACCAACAAAAUCUAACCAUGGGGGACCCAACUUCACGAAGAAACCAAACAAGAAACCGGCUUCGAGCUCAGCUUCGGAAGAAAAGGGAAUCUUUGGCUGAUCAGUUUGACUUCAAGAUCUAUAUAGCCUUUGUUUUCAAGGAAAAGAAGAAGAAGUCUGCACUUUUUGAGGUAGCUGAAGUGGUGCCCGUGAUGACCAACAACUACGAAGAAAACAUCCUAAGAGGUGUGCGCGAUUCAAGCUAUUCUCUGGAGAGUUCGAUAGAGCUCCUUCAAAAAGAUGUGGUGCAACUACACGCCCCCCGAUACCAGUCGAUGCGAAGGGAUGUGAUAGGCUGCACACAGGAAAUGGAUUUUAUCCUUUGGCCACGCAACGAUAUUGAGAAGAUUGUCUGUCUGCUGUUCUCCAGAUGGAAAGGGGCCGAUGAUGAGCCCUUCAGGCCUGUGCAGGCCAAGUUUGAAUUUCAUCAUGGAGACUACGAGAAGCAAUGCUUGCAUGCUUUGGGUCGUAAAGACAAAGCUGGAAUGGUGAUGAACAACCCAACCCAGUCUGUAUUUCUCUUUAUGGACAGACAACACCUGCAGACUCCUAAAACCAAGGCCACGGUUUUCAAGUUGUGCAGCCUGUGCCUGUAUUUGCCCCAGGACCAGCUGACCUGCUGGGGCGUGGGAGACAUCGAGGAUCACCUCCGCCCAUACAUGCCUGAUUAAGGCUUCUUGCUUCACCCAGCCACACAGAGACAAGCCUUUACCUCUCCUUCCCUCCCUAAGCCUUCAGAAGCAAAUUGAUGUACUCAUCUCCUCCCUGUCCCUUUUAAAAGAUUUGAACUUGUGCUUGGAUCUCCUUUUUGUUCCCCCACUCA